AUGGAUUUUCUCGUGCUUUGUUCGGAGAAUUGCGAGACAGGUGCAGCUGCAUAUAGCGCGGGUUUGCGAGUCGAUCGACCGGCUCUUUCCCGUUGCGGUCCCAUACGGUGCGAUCCUUCUACUCAUUUUGCCUGGCUGAUGACAAUGGUGAUGAGUGGUGCUGUUCGGGUGGGGCAUGCGGUGUGGGCUAUCGUUGAUAUCGCAGGGAGUCAAAAGAGCGUGGACUCGAUGGCUUUACGACCUGAGUAG
Molecule: messenger RNA, 249 nt
Organism: Aspergillus niger
Lineage: Eukaryota; Fungi; Ascomycota; Eurotiomycetes; Eurotiales; Aspergillaceae
Exons: 3
Coding region: 1-249 (82 amino acids)
Source: RefSeq, a predicted model, not a curated record